Molecule: messenger RNA, 1860 nt
Organism: Fusarium subglutinans
Lineage: Eukaryota; Fungi; Ascomycota; Sordariomycetes; Hypocreales; Nectriaceae
Exons: 3
Source: RefSeq, a predicted model, not a curated record
ACUAAGACUGGUUCUGCCACUGCUACUGAGUCUGCUACUAAGUCUGCUUCUCAGUCUGGCUCUGAGUCCAAGACUGGAUCCGCCUCUGCGUCCGCUUCUGCCUCGGUCUCCGUUUCCAUCAGCAGGACAAUUACCGGCUCUGCCACUUCCACUCCCACUUCUACCACUAUUCCUAGCAACCCUACCGUCAUCGGAUCGUUCACUCUCUUCGGCUGUGCUCGCUCUUCUGCUGGUUUCCCUACCUUCGAGCUUGCCGAGUCUAGCCCCUCCAUGACGCUUAACAAGUGCUCUGCUCUUUGUUCUUCCAAAGCGUACUUCGGAGUCUACAACACCGACUGCUACUGUGGCUCUACUGUUGACUCCAGCACCGUUUCCCGCGUUGCCAUUAGCCUCUGCGACCAAAAAUGCCCUGGUGACAAGACCGAGUUCUGUGGUGGUAACACUGCUGCUGCCAGCCGUCUCUUCCGUCGUGCCGUGCCCGCCAACAUCCUUCUCACUGUUUACGUCCGCGCCGGCUCUGCUGUCACUGUCACUGACCUGGCUACCAUGACCGCCACUGUUACCGGUACCACCACCAUCACCACCGCUGUCACCAAGACUGUUCCUGGACCCAACCCUACCACCGUUGUCGUCACUGAGAUCAUCGUCUGCGUCCACGGCAAGUGCAGGAUCGUAUCUGACUCUGGCUCUCGCGUCGUAUACAUUAUGGUUGAGAUCAACGGCAGUGACUGCGAUAACCAGUGGGUCUACAUCUCGUCGCCUUGCUCUUGUCAAGGAGGUCAGGAGUACACUGCUAUUUACUGCUCUAAUGGCAGCUGCCGUGGAAAGAAGGUUUUCAAGCCUACUAAGUGUUCUGAUUGGUAUAACUACCAGAACUUCUUCAUUCCUGCUGACUGCGGUUGCGGCAAGAAGGGCGAGGCUGCUAUCAAGUUCACUCCUUGGGAGAAUACCUGGGGUACCCCUGAGCACUCUGGAUCUGGCUCUGACGAUUCUGCUCCUGGAAGCUCUGGUAACGGUAGCUCUGGAUCUGGCUCUGACGAUUCUGCUCCUGGAAGCUCUGGUGACGGUAGCUCUGGAUCUGACUCUGACGAUUCUGCUCCUGGCAGCUCUGGUGACGCUAGCUCUGGAUCUGACUCUGACGAUUCUGCUCCUGGCAGCUCUGGUGACGCUAGCUCUGGAUCUGACUCUGACGAUUCUGCUCCUGGCAGCUCUGGUGACGCUAGCUCUGGAUCUGACUCUGACGAUUCUGCUCCUGGCAGCUCUGGUGACGCUAGCUCUGGAUCUGACUCUGACGAUUCUGCUCCUGGCAGCUCUGGUGACGCUAGCUCUGGAUCUGACUCUGACGAUUCUGCUCCUGGCAGCUCUGGUGACGCUAGCUCUGGAUCUGACUCUGACGAUUCUGCUCCUGGCAGCUCUGGUGACGCUAGCUCUGGAUCUGACUCUGACGAUUCUGCUCCUGGCAGCUCUGGUGACGCUAGCUCUGGAUCUGACUCUGACGAUUCUGCUCCUGGCAGCUCUGGUGACGCUAGCUCUGGAUCUGACUCUGACGAUUCUGCUCCUGGCAGCUCUGGUGACGCUAGCUCUGGAUCUGACUCUGACGAUUCUGCUCCUGGCAGCUCUGGUGACGCUAGCUCUGGAUCUGACUCUAACGAUUCUGCUCCUGGCAGCUCUGGUAACGGUAGCUCUGGAUCUAGCUCGGGCUCCUCUGGAAGUGGCAGCUCCGGCUCCGGUGCUGGCACCACUGGUACCACUGGGUCCAGCAACCCCACCAUUGUCCCCGUUACCGGCUCUUCCGUCAAGCAGACGGGAACUUCCAUGGCACUUGUUGCUGCUAUUGUCGCUGCCGCGGCCCUGUUCUGA